AUGCUGGUUAGUGCUGAAAAGCAAAUCCCUAAGAAACCUAAAAAAGAAGUUCUUAUUAUUCAUAAGGGAAAGGGGUUCAAAAAUAAGGGGAAAAAGGCUUAUGCCAAGAGCAAGGGAAAGCAAGUUGCCAAGGCUCCUGAGAAGCCUAAGGCGAGUCCAAAACCCAAGGCUGCAAGCGAAAGUGAAUGCUUUUACUGUAAGAAGAAGGGGCAUUGGAAACGCAAUUGCCAGAAAUACCUUGACUUCCUUAAGAAGAAUAGAGCAUCAACCUCAGUUGCAUUGCUUAACAUUAUCAAUGUUGUGCAGGAAUUGCAAGUAAGUGAGGCUAGCAUGGAAAUGGAGCUUGAAGGUGCACUAGAAGUAUUUGUGUGGCCAGAAAUAGCUUCAUAG
This is a messenger RNA of Chenopodium quinoa (quinoa), 390 nucleotides long. RefSeq lists its product as uncharacterized. The transcript has 2 exons. Gene Ontology annotation, molecular function: nucleic acid binding; zinc ion binding. The record is from RefSeq and is a predicted model, not a curated record. NCBI's taxonomy places the organism in Eukaryota, Viridiplantae, Streptophyta, Magnoliopsida, Caryophyllales, Amaranthaceae. The coding region runs from base 1 to 390 and encodes 129 amino acids.